Messenger RNA from Penicillium mononematosum, 816 nucleotides. RefSeq lists its product as uncharacterized. The transcript is spliced from 3 exons. The coding region runs from base 1 to 816 and encodes 271 amino acids. The record is from RefSeq and is a predicted model, not a curated record. Lineage: Eukaryota; Fungi; Ascomycota; Eurotiomycetes; Eurotiales; Aspergillaceae.
AUGCAUCUCCUAGAUCUGCCAGUUGACGUUAUCCACCUCAUUUUCCGGGCCAUACCUGACCAAUGGGGUCUCUACAGUCUCUCCUUGCAAGACCCACACUUCAGCCCUGAUCCAUGGGAAGACGUUUUCUCCCUAGACUUGUGGUCUCUCAACUCCUUUGUCCAGACAUGCAGAGCGCUAUAUCAACUCCUAAACCCCAGCCUCUAUCAAUGGGAUGCCGAAUUUUACUCCAACCGCGCCCUGCGUUGGGCGGAGAGUGCCAACAUAGCAACUGCGCGGCUCGCACUCAGUGAGGCUCUCAGAGGAAAGAUACCACAAAAGAUGGGAGUGCUUAUAUUAUGUGGCUACAUUGCAAAAUCGAUCAGCCAUCGUGCACCUGUUACUGAUACAUGGUCUUGGAACGAUCCCAGCGUCGAUCUGCUCGAGGAAGUCAUACAUGUAGGCUCUGAGCCAAUCCUCAGCUUAUUGCUUGAUCAUGGGGCGGUCACCAACCGUCGAGUAUUCGAGACAAUGCUAAGACAAGUUGCGGGAAAAGGACACCUCGUCAAUGCCGGGCAUCCCGGUAUGGUUCGGUUCCUGCUUGAAAAAGGAAUUCGUCGUGAUAUACACCUGCCACGUUGGCCAUUCAUGCGUUGUGCCGCCGUCCACCGCGACCCAGAGAUAGCCAGGAUGCUCCUUCUUCAUGGAGCGAAUCCAUCUCCCGAGGAACCGCCUGGUACCAAUUUCGUCCCUCUGGGGCUUGCCGUCACUCUGGAGAACUACGCAGUGGCUCAGCUCCUCCGUGAGUCCAUCGACCUGGAGGGAUUAUUAGGCUAG